Messenger RNA from Penicillium cinerascens, 2562 nucleotides. RefSeq names its product cell division control 45 family protein. The record is from RefSeq and is a predicted model, not a curated record. The transcript has 2 exons. Lineage: Eukaryota; Fungi; Ascomycota; Eurotiomycetes; Eurotiales; Aspergillaceae. Bases 1 to 2562 code for a protein of 853 amino acids. Gene Ontology annotation, molecular function: chromatin binding; DNA replication origin binding; single-stranded DNA binding. Gene Ontology annotation, biological process: DNA replication initiation; double-strand break repair via break-induced replication; mitotic DNA replication preinitiation complex assembly. Gene Ontology annotation, cellular component: DNA replication preinitiation complex.
AUGUAUCUUCCACGGCAGCUCAUCUCUCACCUAUAUCUCCAACUCCUCCGAUCCCACCACCCACUUUCCCCGCCGGUUCUGAUUCUCGUCGCGCUUGAACCUGACGCGCUGUGUGCUUGCCGCAUUCUCACGGCUUUAUUAAAACGCGACUACAUCCCUCACAAAAUCCAACCUGUUGCCGGUUAUGGCGACCUCGCGCGCGGAGGGGAGGACCUUGUCCGGCCCAUGCAAACCACCAAUGGCGGCAGCGGAGGUGUCGUGGUUUGUCUCGGUGUAGGUGGACUAGUCGACCUGGGCGAAAUUCUGGGGUUGAGUCAACCGGACGACGAAGUGGAGGACAUGGGAGGGGUCGAGAUCUGGGUCUUCGACGCGCGCCGGCCGUGGAACCUCGGCAACGUCUUCGGUGGACAAGCUGGGAUAGGUCAGGCAAUGGCGGAAAUUGAUGUGAACGCGCGACGGCGCGGGCGUGGCGUGGAUAAAGGGUGCAUUACCCCUGCCUACACGUCGAAAAACGGUGGCAUCGUCGUGUUCGAUGACGGAGAUAUCGAGGAGGAGCUCAGCAACGAACGAGAGGCAUACUACGCGCUUCUUGAGAUGCCCGAGGUGGGUGAGGACGACGCGAGUGACGAUGGCGAUAUGGAUGAUGAUGACAUGCCCUCGGAGUCCAAAAAGCGCAAAUCGUGGUCAGGACGCGAGGAUGAGGACGAGUCCGAAGACGAAGAUGGGCCACCUCGUCAACGGAAACGAAGCAAUUCAGGUUCUUCUAUGGUCUCAUCUCCAAGUAGGCGACGGCGACCUGCACACAAUUCGUCCAACUCAUCACGUUCCGUAACUCCCACGACAGACUCACCGUCACCAGAAGAGCCGAAACUGCCAUCUACGCAAACAUUAAAGCGUCGCCUGAUUCGAAUGAAGAGGAAACACGAGACGGUCCUGCAGAGCUAUUACGCUGCUGGUACAUCCUACUCGGAGCCUAUCUCAUCACUCGUAUAUUCCCUCGCAUCAGAGCUUGGUCGUGAAGAUAACGAUCUUCUCUGGCUCGCCAUAGUCGGUGUUUCCAGUUUGGAGCUCAGCGGCCGAACGAUGACCGGUGUGAGCAUUUCGAAUGCGUUGGAAUCUGGAGGCUCUGCGGGAUGGGGUGGGCAACGUGGAGAACACAUUCGCCAGAUCCUUCGGGACGAAGUCCACCGUCUCAACCCUCCUGAUCCCUACGAGCGAGAUCGAGAUAUCAGAGGAGAGAUUAAUGGCGUCAUUCCCACGACUGCGAGAUCGCCUACCGACACGUCUAUUCGUCUUUCUCCCGAGCCACGAUUCCUACUCGUCCGGCAUUGGUCACUCUACGAGAGCAUGCUUCACAGUCCUUAUCUCGCCACGAGGCUUCAUGUUUGGACCGAAAACGGUCGCAAGCGACUCCACAAACUUCUGGCGAAGAUGGGCAUCAGUCUGACCCAAUGUCAUCAAUUCUAUACACACAUGGAUAUGGAGUUGAAACGAGUGUUACGGGGGCGACUCCUCAAAUACGCGCCCAUGUACGGUCUGGAUGGCCUGGUCCCUCCAGAGCCAUCCGGCCAUGCCAGUUCCCGUGAGGGCUGGGGCUUCGUGCGUUGCUGGGGCUGGAAGGCCUGCCUAUCUGCCACCGAUAUAGGCGUCAUUCUGGGUGCCAUGCUCGAAGUUGGACCGAACGAGGCGUCUGGGGCAUGGGAUGCCAAACGCCUCCCGCGAGCACGGGGAUCAAACGACGAGAUCGAAAAUGGCGGUAGCUCCGGAGAAUCCGAUCUGGCCAGUCUUCUUCCUCGCUUCUGGAGUGCCUACGAUGCUCUUUCGCUCACGUCCGAGUCACCCACUCUUUUGAUGGACGUGUUGCCUUUGGCACAGCAUCUCCAUCGUGCCAUUCUUCGUACAGGCACAUCGCUGCUGUCCAAACACCAGAUCCGCCAUCUUCGAGCAUUCCGCAUCGCGGUCGUCAAGGAUGGCCCCGACGUGAAGCUGUUUACCAACCCCGGCGCUUUGACCAAACUGGCGCUGUGGAUUGCGGAGGCCAUUCGUGUCCAGGAGCGAGAAAAGGGCGAUUCCAAGAUUGGCAAGAAAAGGGCAGUCGGUACUCCUCUCGUCCUCGCCGGCCUGGACGAAGACCGCGAUCUCUAUGUGGUCGUGGGCACCGGUGGAGGCGGCGGCGUGGUUGACUUUGCGGCGAUGUCGAAGCGCCAAGAACAACGCCGCAAGAAGAAAGAAGCAAAGGAGAAGAAGCAAAAAGAACGAGAAGACCGUCGGGCAAAGCGCGCCGCUGAGCGAGCUGAACGGGAAGGCUCCGAUGCCGACGAUGAUGAGUCGGAAGAAUCGGAGUCAUCGUCCGAGUCCGAGUCGGAGUCGGAGGACGAAGAAGAUCCUAGCGGAAAGAAACAUCUCGUUCGCAAUCGAUUCGGCAUUGCCUUCCAGGAGGUGGUCCAAGAGACCAGUGCCCGCGUUCGCAUCGAUAGCUUCGACCACUGCGUUGUCGAAGUACAAAAGGACGACCUGGGCGGAUUCCUCGAAGCCUUGAGCUUCCGCAGCGUGGUGGGCUAA